Arthroderma uncinatum is the source of this 1353-nucleotide messenger RNA. RefSeq lists its product as uncharacterized. The coding region runs from base 1 to 1353 and encodes 450 amino acids. NCBI's taxonomy places the organism in Eukaryota, Fungi, Ascomycota, Eurotiomycetes, Onygenales, Arthrodermataceae. The transcript is spliced from 4 exons. The record is from RefSeq and is a predicted model, not a curated record.
AUGAUGACCUUCGAAUUCACAUAUCUUUUGGCCUUCAAGCUGUUAUUUGUGUACCGGUACCUGCGAUUGGUUGUGAACCUGUUUGCAGUAUGGACGUUUCGACCAAUACCACCACCAGAGAACCCAACUUUGACAUCACAAGAUGUAUCCAUCAUCAUCCCCUCGCUGUCUGGCUGUGGAGAGGAGUUGGAGGAGACGAUCCGUACCAUCCUGCUCAACGAGCCGUACCAGAUCUUCCUGGUGACCAUCGACGCCAACCGCGCCAACGCAGAGCGCAUGCUGAAGAAGAUGCCAGCUUCCCGGACAAGAAUCCAACUUCUCAGCAUCCCCAAGCCCAACAAGAGACGGCAGAUGGUGCGCGCCAUCCCUGAGGUGCGGACGGAGAUCACCAUCUUCGUGGACGACGACGUUAGCUGGCCCAAGACAGAGCUCAAAUGGAUCCUGGCAGUGUUCGACAAGGAUCCCAUCUACGGCGGCGUAACCACAUGCCAGCGCCUGCGGAGGGUCGGCGCACCGCUGUUCUCGAUGCAACGGGCCUGGGACUUCCUCGGUGCUCUGUAUCUAGAACGUCGAAAUUUCGAUUGCGCCGCCACCACGCAUAUGGAUGGCGGGAUGCCCUGCCUGUCGGGACGGACCGUUGCGUACCGAACCAAGAUACUCCAGGACCGCGAGUUCACGCUGGGCUUCACCAACGAGGAGUGGUGGUUUGGACGCUACGAGCUGAACGCAGACGACGACAACUUCCUCUCGCGCUGGAUGGUCACUCACGGCUGGGAGACGUACUUCCAAUAUCACCCCGAAGCGGAAAUCCAGACGACGCUCGAGGACAACCCGCAGUUCCUCAAGCAGUGCGUCCGCUGGUCUCGCAGCAACUGGCGCAGCAACCUGACUACUUUGGUACAAGAACAGGUAGUCUGGUUCCGCCAACCAUGGAGCACCUAUGCCGUCUUCCUGACGACGCUCUCCCCGCCCGCGCUGGUCGGCGACCUAUGUCUUCUCGCCUUCUGCUACAAGGGAACAGAGGCCUGGGACCCCCAGCAGCGAGCAUGGGCAUUUCAGGCCCUGCUCCUCUGGAUGUUCGUGAGCAAGUUCAUCAAGCUGCUGGGCCACUACAUACGGUAUCCGGCCGACUUCCUGCUGCUGCCCGUCUCUAUCUUCUUCGGCUACUUCCACGGCCUCAUCAAGCUGUAUGCCGCCUUCACUCUCAACGUGACUACUUGGGGCACCCGUGAAGGCGCCGAUGUCAGCGAUACCGACCGCAUGCGGGAAAAACAAAAUUACGAGAUCCUCGCUCCCAACCCAAAAACUCACAACCUCCGUCAACCUUCGCCGCCACUACAGGAGAAACUGUAA